AUGGCCCCGGUGCUGGGGGCCACCAGGAAACAGGACAUCCCUCCCUCAGCCCCUGGCGAGAUGGAGACGGCAGCUGUGCUGGCUCCGACCCACUCCUCUGAGUCCCCGGAGGUGGCCGUGGACCCUGGCUGCCUGCUUGCAGAGGGCAGGGGCCGGGGAACCUCAUCCAUGGACAGCGGGCAGCUCCAAAACUUGCCGUCGCAGGCAGACGUGGCGGCGGACCUGGGGCAACUGCACCUGCGGGAGCCAACCUGCCCCGAGCCCCCUGUGCCAUCUGGUCCGUGGCAGAAGGAGAUGGUCCCGGUGCCCAACAGCACGGCGCUGGUGUGGGCUGGCGAGGUGGCACGGCCGGAGCAGGAGCGGUCACCCUGCAUGGUCGGCAUCUUCCCCAUCGUGUAUUACAGCGUCCUGCUGGGGCUGGGGCUGCCAGUGAAUGUCCUGACCGCCGUGGCCCUGUCCCGCCUGGCCACGAGGACCAAGAAGUCAUCCUACUGGUACCUGCUGGCCUUGACCACCUCCGACAUCCUCACCCAGGUCUUCAUCAUCUUUGUGGGCUUCAUCCUGCAGACAGCCAUCCUGGCCCGGGCGGUGCCCAGCGCCUUCAUCCACACUGUCAACGUGCUGGAGUUCACAGCCAACCACGCCUCCAUCUGGGUCACCGUCCUGCUGACCAUGGAUCGCUACGUGGCCCUCUGCCACCCGCUGCAGUACCGCGCCGUCUCCUACCCACAGCGUACCCGCAAGAUCAUCGCAGCCGUCUUUGCCAUGGCUCUGGCCACGGGCAUCCCUUUCUACUGGUGGCUGGAUGUGUGGCGUGAUGCCGACCCCCCCACUGCCCUGGACACGGUGCUCAAGUGGGUGCACUGCAUCACCAUCUACUUCUUGCCCUGCAGCAUCUUCCUGGCCACCAACUCCAUCAUCAUCUGCAAGCUGAAGCGGCGGAGGCGCUCGGGGGGUGGCCGACCCCACCUGAGCAAGACCAUGGCCCUCCUCCUGGCCGUCACCACCGUCUUCAUCGUGCUCUGGGCUCCCCGGACCAUCGUCAUGAUCUGCCACCUCUACGUGGCCUCGGUCAAGAGGGACUGGCGUGUGCACCUGGCCUUGGACAUCGCCAACAUGGUGGCCAUGCUCAACACCACCCUCAACUUCUUCCUCUACUGCUUCGUCAGCCAGACCUUCCGCCACACAGUGGGUGAGGUGCUCCGGGCCCACCUCCGUCACAGCCCCCGGACCGGCAGCGGCCGCUUCCCACCCCCAGCCCUGAAACCACUGGAGCUGCUGGCCGGCACGGCCCUCUGA
Aptenodytes forsteri (emperor penguin) is the source of this 1299-nucleotide messenger RNA. RefSeq names its product G protein-coupled receptor 142 (gene GPR142). Gene Ontology annotation, biological process: G protein-coupled receptor signaling pathway. NCBI's taxonomy places the organism in Eukaryota, Metazoa, Chordata, Aves, Sphenisciformes, Spheniscidae. The record is from RefSeq and is a predicted model, not a curated record. The transcript is spliced from 5 exons. Gene Ontology annotation, cellular component: membrane. Bases 1 to 1299 code for a protein of 432 amino acids. Gene Ontology annotation, molecular function: G protein-coupled receptor activity.